CGCUGGAGAAGAGAGGUGGGGGAUCGUAGUCCAACGCAAAACCCCUCCUAAAUUUCUAAGAAGUAGAAACCAAACAAGCAAGCAAACAAACAGACCCCUCUCUCUUCCUAAGAAGAAACGCCCGCACCGCGCCCUCAAGAGGCAGGCAGAGAAAGAGAAAGAGAGAGAGAGAGAGAGACCGAAGAUCAACAACAAUGGCGAUCGCCUUCUGCUUCAACCCUUCUCUCUCUUCUCUCUCUGCUUUUUCCAAUCCAAACCUUCCAUUCUCGUCCUCCGCGUCAUCCUCAUCAGCAGUACCCCUGCUCCACCUCCGGCUCACCCUAUCACCCCCCACUCCCUCACUCCGCCACCACCCAAAGCUCCCGGUCAUCCAUGCACUCUCAGCCCGAAGCGACGCAGUACUCGCUGGAGGCGGCGGCGGCGACCAAAACAACAACAACAACUACAACGGCGGGAACAACGGCGGGGAUGGCGGGGGGGAAGGGGAGAAUGCGGGGGGCAAGAACAGGGAGGAGGCGAUGAUAGUGCUUGCGGAGGCUGGGAGGGUGCUGGAGAGUCUGCCGAAGGACUUGAAAUCGGCGAUCGAGGCAGGGAGGGUGCCAGGUGCGGUGGUGGAGAAGUUCCUGGAGAUGGAGAAGUCCGGGAUCCUCCGGUGGCUCAUGCAGUUCGGGGGGUUCAAGGAGCGCCUCUUGGCCGACGACCUCUUCCUCGCCAAAAUUUUUAUGGAGUGCGGUGUCGGGAUCUUCACCAAGACUGCUGCAGAGUAUGAACGCAGGAGAGAGAAAUUUUUCGAUGAGCUGGAAAUUGUUUUUGCAGAUGUGGUAAUGGCCAUAAUUGCAGAUUUUAUGCUUGUUUAUCUUCCUGCCCCUACUGUUUCUCUCCGACCAGCACUUGCAACUGGCGCAGGAUCAAUUGCUAAGUUCUUCCAUAAUUGCCCUGAUAAUGCAUUCCAGGUUGCCCUUGCUGGAACAUCAUAUUCAUUUUUACAGAGAUUUGGUGCAAUAGUGCGGAAUGGGACAAAACUUUUUGCAGUUGGCACCGCUUCAUCACUGGUUGGCACAGCUGUUACAAAUGCCUUGAUCAAUGCGAGAAAGGCUGUUGAUAAGGCUGCUGGAGUUGAAGUGGAAAAGGAAACAUUGCCUAUACUAUCCACCAGUGCUGCCUAUGGUGUCUAUAUGGCGGUUUCUAGCAAUCUUCGAUACCAAGUUCUAGCUGGCGUUAUUGAACAGCGGCUUUUGGAACCCUUGCUACACAAGCACAAGCUUAUGCUGAGUGCCAUUUGCUUUGCUGUUCGGACCGGCAACACAUUCGUUGGCUCAUUAUUGUGGGUGGAUUAUGCUCGAUGGCUAGGAUUACAAUAAUGCUUGGGAGCAAAAGAGCGGCUGCAUUUUCUGAUGUGAUUGUGAUUUUUGGAUUGGUUUGGUCCAUUGUAAGACGAUUCAUAAAGUUGGGUAAAUUGACACCAAUUCAGUUCACCAGAAAUUUGGUUCCCACUAUGCUUAGGUCUAUUUGGAUUAUUGGAUAUUUAUACACACAUCGCAAAGCUGUUCAAGCUGAGCUAAAAGUUUGUGUUUUAUACUCUUUUUCCCUUCUAUUCCAACUUUUUUCUUAAA
This is a messenger RNA of Alnus glutinosa, 1613 nucleotides long. RefSeq names its product protein RETICULATA-RELATED 4, chloroplastic-like. The record is from RefSeq and is a predicted model, not a curated record. The transcript has 8 exons. The coding region runs from base 195 to 1361 and encodes 388 amino acids. NCBI's taxonomy places the organism in Eukaryota, Viridiplantae, Streptophyta, Magnoliopsida, Fagales, Betulaceae.